Exaiptasia diaphana is the source of this 1560-nucleotide messenger RNA. Its product is annotated as tropomyosin. The transcript has 5 exons. NCBI's taxonomy places the organism in Eukaryota, Metazoa, Cnidaria, Anthozoa, Actiniaria, Aiptasiidae. The coding region runs from base 150 to 1319 and encodes 389 amino acids. The record is from RefSeq and is a predicted model, not a curated record.
CCGUAAACAAAACAAAAAACGUCGAAAAGAGCAACGAUUUUUUUUUCCUUUUUAUCACAGCUUUAAAUGCAUUCUUGAACUUUAUUUUACUGAGCUAUCUUUAAUUGAUAUAUCGUUAUUUUUCAAACCUUCUGGCAAGCUCAUUAACAAUGUCGGCCGCGCAAAAACGYCAAAGCUUUGAAGAACGUGCAGACAUGGACGAUCGACUGACUAGCAAACACAUUCGAACCUUGUUGCAUCUACAAGAUGUACAYGGAGAAACAGAUCGACUCAAACAACGUAUUGCUUACCUUGAAGUAURUGAAGUGAAAGCAAAAAAGUGCGAUUUCUUUGAAAAGGAAUUGGAACAUUUGAAGAAUGAAUUGUCGAAGUGUAAAGAUAUCCAUGAGCAAGCUAAGGAUUCCCAGGCAAAGCUCCAAGAGAUGCAGAAACAGUGCAAUGCAAAACUUGAUCAAAAUAACAGACAAUUAACAUAUCGACAUGAGCAAGAGAUUAUGCGAUUAGUGUCCGAGAAACUUGAGGAAGAAAACAAUUGGGCAAUUGAAAAAGAAAAGCUUUUGAAAAGAAUUGCACAAUUAGAAAGAGAAAACAGUCAUUUAAACUCACAAAAUAUUGUGCUUGAGAAUAAUUGCGACAGAGAAAAGAUGUCACAAACACAAAUUCAGGAGCUUCAAUCCAUUAUUGAAUCCUACMAGAAGCAAAACGAUGAGUUAGAACAAGCAAAGUUGUCGCUUCAGAAAGGAAUACGAGAACUUACUCGUGAAAACGACGCACUUCGGUCAUCCCUUGAAUCAGUCAAUACGAAAGUUAAGGUACUUGAAGUCCGCAUAAGACAGGCCAAGGAAGACCGAGAUGAGGCCGAGAAAAACAAACCCGCACAAAAUCCAGAUCUCGAACCGCAAGUCAAACAACUCCAAGAACAAGUACAACAUUUAGAGAAAAUUGUUGAAGGAUUGAAAAGUGAAAACGAUGAGAAAAGUCUGACAAUAGAGUCAUUACAGUUUAGUGUCCAAGAUUCGUCGCAAUCUUUGAAACACUUGUACAAAGAACGAGAUUUAUUGAAGAACAGAAUAGCAGGAUUAUUAAGUGAAAUUGAAGCUCUGAAGUUUCAAAAUCCACCAGAGCCUAAACAAUCUACGUUUUCAGAGUAUAUUCAACUGAAAAGAGACUUUACGGCUCUAAGAAACGAACAUGACAAACUACUAAAGAAAAGAGGUUCUAAACCUAACAUUCUGCCAUGUUUGACUGCAGAUUCUAGGACUGUUACUAGAACGUUGAGUGGAUCCAGCGCGAAGUCAAAGUCUAGCAGUAAUUCUUGAGUUUGUGUGGUUGUCAGUCUAGAAAGGUGUCUUCGGCGAAAAGAGUUUGACAUAUCCAGACAAAUAUCGUCUUGAUUGAUAGGUGGUGAAAGCUAAUGUAAAAAGUGUUGUCACCUGUUUUCUAAAAAAACAAUAUUUUUUGUACAAUGGAUARAACGGUCUAUAUAUUUUUUAAAUGGUGACUGCAAGCCUGUAUUUUUUAAAGGGUGAAAAAUGCUCUUGUAAAAUAAAAUGAUAAUGU